This is a messenger RNA of Daktulosphaira vitifoliae (grape phylloxera), 2796 nucleotides long. RefSeq lists its product as uncharacterized. The record is from RefSeq and is a predicted model, not a curated record. Bases 47 to 1009 code for a protein of 320 amino acids. The transcript is spliced from 2 exons. NCBI's taxonomy places the organism in Eukaryota, Metazoa, Arthropoda, Insecta, Hemiptera, Phylloxeridae.
UUUGUGUAAAACAUUUCAACGAUAAAUAUUAAUAAUCAUUUUCAAAAUGUUUUCAUUAAAACUAGUCAAUUUUAGUUUAUUAUUAUUUUAUGUGUUUGUAUAUUCAAAAGCACAUAGUACUUCAAAAAAAAAAAUUUAUCAACUGGAUAAACUACUAAAAUAUCCGGGAUGGAAAAAUUUAAAUGAUACAAGCUAUAUAAAAUAUUGUAAUAAAAGUUAUUAUCUUAAUAAUCUGAUUGAAACACCAACACGUACUAUUCACGGUGAGUCAAAGAUACGAGCCUUGACUUUAUUUCUGGGAUGUUCAUAUGCAAAAGUUAUGAUUAAUAUUUUUUCAAUUAUUGUCAAUUGGCAAGAAAUUUGUAAAAACAAAAAUAAAGAAGACCACGACUUAUUAAAUGGAUGCAUUUAUACUAAAGAACUCAUAAACGUAAUAGCCAAGUUAAUUGUUCCAAUAGCAAUAUUGUUAAAAAACGCAAUGGACGCUUUAGAUUCAUUACAUCAUUUUCCAUCGGCUAAUUUUAAAAUUUAUCAACAAAAGCCCUACAUGAUAAGAGUUUUAUUAAAUAAAAUAGGAAAUAUUCUUGACCAAUUGAAUGAUCCGAUUUUACUGAUUUUAAGUGGUAAUAUAUCUAUAAAGUCUUCCGCAUUUAAAUUUUUAGAUUUUUUUUCUAAAAAAAUAAUAACAGGUUUACAAUAUGAAACACACGCAUAUUGUGAAUUUGUUCCUUAUGAUACGAAUUAUUUAUGGAAUGAAUGGGUUGAAGAAUAUAAAAUCAUUAACCAGAGAGAAAUGUUAAUAUUUUUUAAAUUCUUAACUAGAAAAAUGAAUUAUUAUAUCAAGACAGUAAUCAUAGAAAUGUAUUUUCAAUUGGGAUUUAAAUUUGAUCCAAUUACCGAAGAAACGUUUAUACCAACACCAGAGGAACUAAUUGAACUAGAAUUGGAAUUUAAAGCAACAGAUGAAGAACCCCCAAGGCUAGUACACAUUGAAAAUUAUCAAAUGUAAUAAAAUUAAUUUUGUUAUAAAUUUAUGUUUUAUAAUUAUUUACAUUUACAGUAUUACUUAGUAAAUCUUUUAACUAUUACUAAAGCAUAAAUAUAAUCAAUCACACUAUUAUUUAUUGGUUGUACACACCAAUAUUUAAUAUUUAAUAAUAAAUAUUUAAUAUAAUAUUGACAUUAACAAUUAUAAAAAUUUUAAUUGAGUACCAGAAGGAUAGCGGGUGCAUUUAUCGUCAAAUAUUUUUCAGCUAUACUUUUCCUCUCACCUAGUUAUAAUAAUGUGAAUAACUUUUGAAAUAUUGAUCCAAAAAAUUAUUAUGUCUUUUUUAUAUUAUUUAAUAAAUAAACGAAUUAAUUAUAGAAAGAAAUAAUAGUAACAUAAUAUAAUUAACAUUAUUUACAGAAUAUCUUUAAAUUUAACAUAAAAAUCACUCGUGACAAAGGUUCAAGUUAAAUACUCGAAUCAUGAUAAAAAGCGUGCAAGAAAUUACAAUAUUUCAAAGUUUUUAAAAGUCAUCCACUUCAAAUUUCAUUUAAAUAGAAACUCGAGUUAGAGUGUCCUACAUUUUAGCGCUGUAUUUCAAAAUUAACCGAUUCUUCUUCCUAUUGUACCAAGUUUUAAUUUUUGACAUCAUUGCAACUAUUCAUUUUACAUACUGCCGACUUUCAAGUACGGUACGCGACCUUUUUUAACGUUAUAUCGUUAAAAGAUACUUAGGUAAAUAAAUCGAGUUUUUUCUCGUUAUAAAUACUAUUGACUAACAUAUUAUAACACUUAAUAUACUCAGAGCACACAUAUUUGGCAUGCAUUAUUAAUACACAGUAGGCCGCUAGAAAUAAAAUCAAGUUAAGCAGUAACACGUGAAUGUUAUAUAUGAUGUCCACUGUCUACACAAUCAGAUGUCUGCAAGGUUCUUAAUUAUGAAGUGCUUAAAUAGUUUAUCCGUAUAAUCUUUCAAAUAGCUUAAAAUUUUAUGUGUCACGUUAUCUUAAUAAAAAAAAAAAACUAGGACAUUUAAACUAUAUACACUUCAAUUUUUUUAUGAAUAGUAUUGAUAAUUAUCGUGAAUUAUAAAUGUUAAGUUACCCGUUAUGGUAUCUUUUCCGUCCAGAACGUAACACUGACCAACAAAGGUGGCAGCUUGUCCGGUUUGGGGGUCACCAAUAAAAAGCGAAAUUGGCCCACGGUCGGCAAAUAAACAUUCACCGAACCCAUUCCAACCGACUCCCGAAGAUCGAAUUUCAAAUCUACAAAAAAUAUCCGGCACUUGUUUCACUUCGAAAACCGUCUCGAAAUUUAUGGAAAACCAAAUGCCACUUAUGGACUGACAUAUAGAAUUAUCUAAGCACCGGCUACGAGCAAAAUCUACAGCUGGAAAUUUGGUCGUGGUCUCGGAUGUUGUUAAUAGUUCUGCAGUGGAAGCUGACGACGGUAAUGGUAGUUCACUAUAAGUAAAUACUGACGUUAUUAUUUCAGGAGUAAAAACAUUAGGUGGUAUAGUUUCCAUGACUACAUCUGUUGCUGCUUUUGAUGGACUGUAAAUUUCAUUGUAUUUUUCUAAAAUAUCAUCCAGAUCAGUUUUGGCUAACGUAACAGAAGAGUUUAAAACCAAUACCAAUGACAGCAGCAGAACAAUCGAUGCAUUAGCAUUAAAACCAAACAAAAUAUAGCUCAUAAUUCUUUAAAAUUAAAUGUAUUUAUGCAAUUCAAACAUAUAAAUACAUAAAUAUUUGAAAACAUUAAAUAGUUUUUUCACAGGAAUAAAAUCGAUUAUAUAAAAUCAUUGUUUA